AUGGAGGAAAACAAGGAACUUAUGAACGAUGUUGAUCUGCAUGUUCUUCAUGUUUCAGUCUCUCCAUCCUCAUCAUCAUCAUCAUCAUCAUCCUCACAGACUGAGAUCAAUUCUCCUGUGGUGAUUGGGUUCAGUUAUGAGGGUCUUCAUCUGUUGUGGGUGAAUCAGGCUGGUGUUGAUCUGAAGACAGACUCCAGAUAUCAGAUAUUAUUCUCAUCAGAUCACUGUAUCAUCACUCUGACUACAACACUCCUGAAUGAAGAUGACAACAGAGAGUGGAGAUGUCAGCUUACUCUCAGAAAUCAACUCCAGACCUCAGUCAGAUACACUGUCAAGUAUUCAGUUGUACCAUCAACUACAGCAUCAACACUGACUCCAACCUCUCCAGUGAUUGUGAUUGUUGUCGCUUCAUUCGCUGUUCUCCUUCCUGCUCUUAUUCUCUGGAUGAUUCGCAGAAAAAGAGACGAUAACAGAAGAGGAACUGAUGACUCUGAGGAUCAUCAAACACGACCUGUCUAUCCAACAGGACAGAACACUCUUCCUCAACAGGAGCAGACAGAUGAUCAUGUGACUUAUUCUGAGGUCACUGCGUACAGUAAAAACCAAGACCAAAAGAAGAAGGUUCGCUGUGAUGAUAAAGUGACUUAUGCUUCCAUCAGAGGAGCAAAAGCUGGAUCUCAGGAAAACUGCAGUGAACUUUAUGCCUCUGUGAACAAGAACCAUCACAAAUCAGUCAAAUAAUGACACAAAAACCACAUGAGCAGAAGAAGAUGAAUCUAAUAGAACUGAGUCCUAAUGGUGUCAUUCAGUGCCAUUAUAAAUACUUUCAAUGUCUUUUACAUGUUCACAAACAAACCCAAGUGAUGCUCUGAUUUAUUUGUAGUUAUUGCUUAUUUUUCUCAGUUCAGCAUGUUUUUUGUAUAGUUUCUGUCUGCUUGUUGAUCAGUUAAUGCUAGUGUCUUUAUUAUUCAUUCAGAGCUGCAGGUUUGGACAAAGUCUAGAAAAUGACGACACUUUUACUCUCUUACAUCAUUCUCAUUAAAUGACAAAUAAAUGGUGAAAUUAUAACAGCAUUAGCAUUUUUUUAAAGC
This is a messenger RNA of Megalobrama amblycephala (Wuchang bream), 1091 nucleotides long. RefSeq lists its product as uncharacterized. The coding region runs from base 1 to 741 and encodes 246 amino acids. Gene Ontology annotation, molecular function: MHC class II protein binding; protein tyrosine kinase binding. The record is from RefSeq and is a predicted model, not a curated record. Lineage: Eukaryota; Metazoa; Chordata; Actinopteri; Cypriniformes; Xenocyprididae. Gene Ontology annotation, biological process: positive regulation of ERK1 and ERK2 cascade; T cell activation; interleukin-15-mediated signaling pathway. The transcript is spliced from 9 exons. Gene Ontology annotation, cellular component: membrane raft; external side of plasma membrane.